Molecule: messenger RNA, 1110 nt
Organism: Aspergillus alliaceus
Lineage: Eukaryota; Fungi; Ascomycota; Eurotiomycetes; Eurotiales; Aspergillaceae
Exons: 2
Coding region: 1-1110 (369 amino acids)
Source: RefSeq, a predicted model, not a curated record
AUGUCGUCCCGGGUCGGGUGGCGGAUCUCGCACACUUGUUUGGGGGGUGAGUUGAGACGGACGAGAAUUGCCCCGGCACUUUCGGUGAAAUCCGUGGAGGGUUAUGGAUCUGUGGGGAAGUUGGACGGGGACAUGUUCGAACGAUUGGAUCGCGGAACGGACUACUUCUAUACUAGCUUGUUCUCCUCGAGCCCGUCUAAUUGGGUUACCGGUAGCUAUACGGGCAACAGCGAUGGCCUGCGUAUCACCAUCACCACGUUUGUCGUGGUCGCGUGGUACAAUGCCAUUGAGUUGAUCAUCCUCAUCUUUUCGACUUUCAAAAAAUAUCGCGGCGUAUACUUCUCGAGCAUGUUGAUUUCCGCCAUCGGCAUCCUCCCAUACUCGGUCGGCUUCUUCAUGAAAUUUUUCGACCUUACGUCAGCCGUGUGGCUCUCCUUGACUCUUGUCACCGUGGGUUGGUGGACCAUGGUCACCGGCCAGUCGUUCGUACUCUACUCGAGGCUCCAUCUGGUCGUCCAGAAUCCGACAGCGUUGAAGUUUGUCUGCUACAUGAUCAUCGCCAACGUCUUUCUCCUGCACAUCCCGACCACCGUAUUGACAUACGCCGCCAAUUAUGAGCAGUCGCAAGAGUACCUGACCGCGUACAACGUCAUGGAGAGAGUCCAAGUCGCAGGAUUCUGCGCGCAGGAACUAAUCAUCUCGGGCAUCUACAUGUGGGAGACGAACCGAUUGCUCAAGUUAAAUCCCAAUCGUGAUAACCGUAACAUCAUCUUCCAGCUGUUCAUAAUGAACCUGGUGUGCAUCCUCAUGGACAUCGUUCUCAUCGCGGUAGAGUGCGCCAACUUGUACAUCUACCAAACUACCCUGAAAGCCACAGUAUACAGCGUCAAACUAAAGGUGGAAUUCGGCGUCCUCGGCAAACUGAUCUACAUUGCCAAUCAAUCCGCCGGAAGACAGCCCGAAGAGGCCUAUCUGGAACUAAGCCGGCUCCCCAAUCUCAACACCCCCAACGCCACACGGACAACCACUCAGUCUAAGCCCCGUCGCGCCAGCAUAGAGGAUAUCAGCUUUCGUCUGCGUUCGAUCGUAACUUCCCCGCACUGCCGGUAA